AUGUCAUUUUAUCCUUUAAUUUAUCUUCUGCUCUUCUUUAAUAGAGCAGAAUUGAUUUAUUCAACACAACAAUUGGAUACGUUUUGUCUUCAACCAUUUGUUCCUGAAAAUGCUCAUGUUAUUUUCAAUGAGCCUGGACCAUAUGCGAAGGAUACUGUAGCCAAAUAUAGGUUUGUCUUAUUUUUAAAGUUUUGGGAAGGAGAGAGAGUUGAUAGGACACUGUAUGAUAGCUUUUGAGUUUAAAUUUAGUGAGCAACAAUUUUUCUAAUUUUAAGUUUUGACUUUUUUCUUUUUUUUAAUAUAUAAGUUGCUUUUCAAAAUCACAAGAUUUCAAAAUUUUCAAAACUUUUCUGGGUAGAUCAAAAACACUUCUCCGUUAAAUUUUGUCGAUUUUAGUCCUGCCCACAAAUUUGUGUCAGGUCUAACGAAAUUUGGGAACAUUUUUGGGCACUCGGCCAAAAAACGACACAGCUCAGGGCGACUCGCGACACAUUUUUCGAGAUAUAAACUUAUUCUGAGAUCUUCUCUAAUUUCUGAAUGAUAAACUUGAAAAUAAACUUUUAUAUUUGAAAUUUUUGCACGAAAAUGUCCAAAUCUCAAAUAUCCAAAAACAAAAAACAAUGAAUAAUUUCAAUACCUUUGACCUUAUUGAAAUUUCGAUUUCGAAUUUCGUUUAUUUGUUUAUUUGUUCGAUUUUUUGCUGCUUCUGACACGCCGAGAUCUUUUUCCAAUCCUCCCCGCUUUUUUUGUUUUUUCGUCUAAAGAAUAGCGCAAAACACGAGUCAACUUUUCGUUUUACAUAUUAAGUUCAGAUAGUUAAUCCUGUUAGAAAGUCUCAUUGAUCGAAGUUAUCAAAUUUCAAUGCUCACAAAUUAUUUGAAUAAACAUCGGAGUCAUAUUUAAUAAUAUAAAUAUGAUGUGACGACAAAAAAAACGAGGAAAAAAUAAAUAAACAAACGUAAAAUUGGCGGAUGUGAGCACGAAAAAGUUGUGAAACGUAGAUACAUUGAAAAAUAUGGAAUGAAAAUUGUGGAUCUGAAAAUUCAUAAUUUUUAAAAUUACACUCACAAUUAGUUAAGAGAUUUUGUUUCGAAAAAAAAUUCAGGAUGACUUUUAUUCGCUUACAAUGAAAUUUCAAAAAUGUGUUCUCAAAAAUCAAUCUGUAGACUAUUUAUAGAUUUCAAAAAUCCUACUUUCUGAGAAAAACGUUCUCGUCUUUCUUUUCCCUUUUUAGCCCCCAGUGAUUUCAUUACAGUUGUGCACUUGGUUUCGAUUUGAUUGGUUCAGAAGAGCGAACUUGUUUAUCAGAUGGUAGUUGGUCAGAUGAACCGCCAAUUUGUGCAAUUGAUGUGUCAUUCAAUAAACCAGUCAAACAAUCAUCCGGAAAUGUUGUAUUAACACUUGGAACAACAAUGUGCACUAUGACUAAUGAUGAACAUAAAUCAUAUUGGUAUGUUGACAACUUUAAAUACAGUGCUCAAUUGAAACCUGAAGCUCACUGUGAAAAUUGCUCUGUGACUUCUCUCACAUUUUUUGUUUUUUUUCAGGGAAGUUGAUCUACUUGGAGAAUAUUCCGUGCGUUCGAUUAGUAUUCGAUUAGGUCCAAAAUCUUCGCCAAUAAUUUCUGUUGAAGCGAUUCUCAAAAAUGGAAUGAAACAGGUACUUUUUGAAAUUAUUAUUGGUCGGAAUUAUUUUUUUUAAUUGUAUGAGCAACUGAAAAAUGCAUAGGGUUACUGUAGAUACUCUGGAUAUUUGUAAAAAGAAGUGAAUUCGAUUACUGUAGAAAGUUCGAAAUAACCGAAAUACUGAUUUUUUUUGACACAAAAUGUUCCAAAAACGUCAGAAAAAUAGAAACUUCAAAAUUUCAAUUCCGAGUCAUACAUUUUUUAUCCAAAAUAAAUUCUAAUUUUUCAGCAAUGUAUAACCGAUUCAUCUUUGUUCACAAUAAAUUCAACAACUUCUUUGAGCUGCUCUUAUGACGACAUUUCUAGAAUAAGAAUUACAGCAACUCGUCGAUUACAUUUAUGCCAAGUUAAUAUUUAUGCUGUAAAUGCCGGUAAGUAGCCUCAUCCUUUUUGAAUAUAAUCAAAACACAUCCAACAAAAAAUGCUAGCCGAGUUCAAAAAGUGUACAUUAUUUUUGCUUUCGUUAACAUCAAAAGCGCGCCACUUCAAGUGUUUGCCACCUGUUUGUCUCCAUUCUUCAAGGGGAAAACAGAACAGACAAAAAAAGAAGAAAAAACAAUUCUAUAGUCCUUAAAAAUAAGGAAAAGGUGGACAAUCGUUAGGGAAAUUUAGCAACGAAAACUGAAUCUGAUUCUAGAAAUUAUUGAAUCGGACCUACAAAAAAAGAUGACUAUUUUUGAUUUCAGUAAUAAACUUUGAACGAGUAUAGAAAUCAUAGGAAUGCCCUGGUUUUUAUUAAAUUUUUUUCCCAAUUCUAAAUUCAAAAUUAUUGUAGUUUCACCUUGGCAAUGUGCCCAAAGUCAAAUGGAAGUGAUUGGUGUAUUUGGUGGAAUGUGUUAUGCAGCAAGUCGAGAUGAACAAACUGAUUGGUUGGGAGCACAAAGAAAAUGUUUGGAUCGUGGAUCAACACUUCCAUUGAGAAUUGAUGAAUUAACUAGAAGAGGACUUCGAUCAACAUUGACUGCUUCAUCAACUGCAAAAGCUUUUUAUUGGAUAGGUUUGUUACAUUUUUGCUGAAAAUCGGGAGGGUUACAGAAAUAUAUCCUCUGUUGAUUAUUCAGUGCUUCAGCUGAAUUAUUUUUGAAAUCUUAUAUCAUUUCUGAUUCUACAAAACCGUUGUUUUUCAGGUGCCUCUUCAUCAUUGACUGAAUGGCGUUGGGUUGAUGGUGAAUCAGUUGGUGACAAAGCCGAUUGGCCAUCAUCACAAAUUCCAACUCCUGCAUUAUCAGAAGCUGUUUUACUUGCUCGACCACUUGAUUGGAAAUGGGUUCCCGCUUCUCAAACUGCAUGGAAUGCAUUUAUUUGUCAAUCGAAACCAAAGUUUUGUACAUCUCCAGGAGUUGGAGAAUCAACAAAAGUCACAUUUUCAUCACAUUCUUAUGCAAUUGGAACAUUAUGUUUUUAUUCUUGUGAUUCUGGAUAUGAAUUACACGGUGUGAAACAAAGAGAAUGUGGAGAAAAUGGAAGAUGGACUGGAAGUAUUCCAAAUUGUUAUAGUGAGUUGUUGGAGAGAGGAAAAAUGAAAUGUGCUACAGUAAUACUUGACUUGGAAGAGUACUGUAGUUUUAGAAUACAUUUCUAAUAUUAAUUUUUCAGUUCAAUAUUUUUUUUUCAAAUAUGGUUUAUGAUAAACAUUGUCAGUGGGUUUUUUUAAUUUCAAAAUUCACAAAGUUCUGCCCUCCGAAAAUAUAAGAAAUGAAUUUCUAUUUGACACGUGUCAAACGAAUAGAAGUUCACGUUUAAAUUAAAAAAAAAAAAAACUAUUUUUUUUUCAUUUUCCUGAAAAUUAUCAUUUUUUGCAGAAAGAUCGUGUGGAGCGAUUCGAUCUUGGAAAUACGGUAGAACGAAACUAUUAAACAAAACCACUCUUUAUCAAAGUUCAAUAGAAUAUGAAUGUUCAAUUGGCUGGCAUCUCACAAAUUCAGCAUCUCGUUCAACUCGUCGAAUAUGUCAAGAAGAUGGAAAUUGGAGUGGAAAUGAACCAACUUGUGAAAUGGUUGAUUGUGGAAAACCACAAACAAUUACAAAUGGAAGAGUUGAAGUUGAUUCAACAACUUAUGAAUCAAUUGCUAAUUAUUCAUGUCAUCCAGGAUAUCGAUUAAUUGGACCAGAUACUUUAGUUUGUGGAGAUCGAGCUGAAUGGACACCUUCUGUUCCAUUUUGUUAUGGUAAGAUUCUUAACACAAUUCAGAAUAUUUAUGUUUUCAUAAUUUAUAUAUGUUUUAGAUAUAGCAACACUUCAAGAAAUCAAAGGUGCUGCAUCACAUGAACAUAAUAAUCCAAAUAAUACCACAGAUGGAAAUAUUGCAUUGGCUGUUUUGGCUGUUUUAUUAGUUGGUUGUUUAGUUGUUGCAGUUUUGAAAUUAUCAAGAACUUCUAUAAAUAAUCAUGAUUUAUCAAUAUCUCGUGAUAAAUUGAAUUGUUCAAAUGCUGCAAUUUAUGCGACUCCCUCAAUUCAAACACAAUCACAACAUCCUGAUUCUGUUAUUUAUUAUGCACCAACUGUUGCUCAUAUGGAAGUAAGAUUUUUAAGGGGGAAGCUGAAUUUGGAAGAAAGCAUGUCCCAAUAAAAAAUUUCAGUGAUUUAUCCUAGAUCUCGGAAAAAGUUAUCAAAAAUUGUUUUUUUUUUCAAGGUGUUCUUAUUCUCUUUUCACAUUCAAAUAUUUUCUAGGUUCCUCCUCAUCUUUUACAACUUCAACAACUUCCAAAUGGCAAUAUUCACGUAACUCUUCCAAUUGGCCGUCAAAUGACUCGACCAUCACUUCCGAUUUUCUCAACUUCAAUAUCACCAACACCUUCGCAAAUAUUAUAUUCAUUUGAUCACGAACCAAUUUAUGAUGUUCCUCCUGAUCACACAGGUAAACUUUUUUUGCGUUGAGAAGAAUUAAUAAUGAUAAUUAGAUGAGUAAAUAUAAAAAGAGUACGCUUUUUUUGGUGAGAACAAUUUCCUAGAUUAUUAGAAUGUUCUCUGAAGAUUUUUAUCAUCUCAUCGAAAUUUUAUUUCAUACCUCGGCCAAAAUCGUGGUUCCCAUAAUAAAAAAUUGUACGCUAACUUGUUACAGUACAACAUUUUUGGAUUUUUCAGUUUUUGUCCUCUAAAAUUUGUGAUUUUUCAAUUUUUGACCUCUAAAAACUGAAAUUCAGGUUUUUCCAAAAAUUGUACUAGUACACUCUGGCCAGCCACGGCUUGGCCGAGGUGUGUUUUAUUUAAAAAAUGUUUUUUUGAAGACAAAGUUUGUAUCUUGAAUAAGAAAAACUAUUCCAAAUAUUUUUUCAAUAAGAAACAUUGCAUGUGUAGAGUACUUUAAUACUAUAAGUUCUAUUAUCUUCGGUUUUUUGCAGAAUGUAUAUAUGAGCGAAUGCCAGAAAGACCAGCUCCGCCAAUUCCAAUUCGAGGAGAAAGUGGAAAAAAUAUUCAAUGA
Molecule: messenger RNA, 5107 nt
Organism: Caenorhabditis angaria
Lineage: Eukaryota; Metazoa; Nematoda; Chromadorea; Rhabditida; Rhabditidae
Source: the annotation of a GenBank genome assembly